Molecule: messenger RNA, 905 nt
Organism: Paramisgurnus dabryanus
Lineage: Eukaryota; Metazoa; Chordata; Actinopteri; Cypriniformes; Cobitidae
Gene: apoda.1
Product: apolipoprotein Da, duplicate 1
Biological process (GO): tissue regeneration; response to reactive oxygen species; lipid transport
Cellular component (GO): cytoplasm
Molecular function (GO): lipid binding
Source: RefSeq, a predicted model, not a curated record
AUGGUACCUCAGAGAUCACAUGGUCCUUGAUAGAGAGAGAGAGACCGAGUCAAAAAAAGUAGUUUGUGCUUUUCAGUACAUCACAUAUCAUACACGACAUCAAGAGGUAUACAACAGUAAAGAUCAGAGUAACAAAAAUGAAGGUAUUUUUAUGGGGUCUUUUGGCCCUUGUGCACAUUAUAAAUGCUCAGGUGCCACACUGGGGGCCAUGUCCAGAGCCUGCUACCCAACCUGCUUUUAACUUAAAGAAGUUUAUGGGCAGGUGGUUCGAGAUCGCCAAACUUCCAGCUCAGUUUGAGCGAGGGCGAUGCAUCGAGACAAACUUUACUCUCGUGCUGGAUGGAUCUGCUCGUGUUGUGGGCACAGAGAUUCUUAAAGGAGAGCUAAAAACAAUUGAAGGAACCGCUGUGGUGGAAGACAAAAGAAAUCCAGCAAAACUUGGAAUCAGUUUCUCUUACGUUUUGCCAUACACUCCAUACUGGAUUCUGUCUACGGACUAUGAAAACUCAGCACUGGUUUAUUCAUGCACCGAUGUCCUGAGAUUGUUUCACGUGGACUUUGCUUGGAUUCUGGGCCGCACCCGAUCACUGCCUGCUGCCACCAUUGACCACGGCAAAGAGGUUUUUACCAAUAACAACAUCGAUGUGAGUCGAAUGAUCUUGAGCAAACAGCAGGGGUGUGACUAAGACCUCCCAAUAUUGAGAUGUGGAGGGUUGAAGGUCCUGGGAACAACUAAUAAGAUCAUUCCUGUAUUCAUAAUAAACAUCACAUGUACCCUCAAAGAAAAAAAACAUGCAUUCUUGGAUUUAUGUCAUUUAAAUCUAUUUGUGCAUAAUUGAAAGCUCAAGUUUUCAACAGAGGAAAUUAAUUCACUGCACUAAUAAAAACCAUGAGUUGUGUACCAA